UCUGUGUUACAACAUUUCCCACCAUGCACCAGGAGAGCGUUUUUCAACAGCAGAGAAACCGAUGUUGAAAGACCACUGCCACAGCGUUGGCUACUGCCGAAGAGGCAGUUGGACACAUGCGUAUUCGGAAGAUCCUCUCUCUGGAGACAGUUAUUCAUUGCAAAAUACAUGAAUACACCUGGACAAACAAUAAAGCCCCAUAUAAUAUGGGGCUUUAUUUACUAACACAUCUCCCAAAAGGCCUGUGAGUGUCUAAGUCACCCACCCGUCUUUUCGGAGGAUUCCUCGCCCUCGUCUACUGUACUGAUCCGCACCACUGCCAGGCAAUGACAUCGGCUACAGCAACUCCGCAGGAGAUGAGAGACCGGCUGAUGCAGGCCAUCGAUGGCCAAAGCAAUCAGAUCUGCAACAUGGUGGCUGUAAUGGAAGUAAUUUCCUAUUUGGAGAAAUAUCCCAUCACCAAGGAAGCACUUGAGGAAACCCGCCUUGGCAAGCUGAUCAAUGACGUAAGGAAAAAGACGAAGGAUGAGGAUCUAGCCAAGCGCGCAAAGAAGCUCCUGCGCACAUGGCAGAAGCUAAUUGAGCCUGGGCAGAGUGAGGCACUAUCCAAGGGGCAUAUGGGUCCGCCAGGCACUGCCAACGGUGGUAUGCAUCUCUGCCGGAUGGACGUCUCCCCUCCAGCUGCUAUCUCGCCUUCAGGUAAAAUGGUUCCGGAGCUCAAGAGUAGAAAUGACUUCAACAACCAUUACUCCCCCAAAGCGGAAAAGUCAGGCAACCGAAAACGGAAGGGGGAACAGAGGGACAGACAGCACAUACCAGUGAAAAUUUCCAAAAUAACCACCUAUGAAAGAACACACAACUCACGACUGCCAACAAAUGGAAUUGGAGCCGGUCCUGAGGCUUUUACGGACACAUGUGGUACACAUCUUAAAUCAGACAAGGAUGGUGCUGAGCAUCUUGACAUCGACAGGCUCAACAAUAUCCCUGUCAAUGCUGUCAAACCUCACCCUAGCUCACCGGGAGUAGCCAAACCUCCGAGCACUUCCACAUUGCUCAAAACGGCUGUUUUGCAACAGCAUGGCAAAAUGGACCUGGCUGUCUCAGGAGGGGGGCUGUAUCAGCCCAAACACCCUCGAAGCAACUCAUAUAGUCCCAGAAGUACAAAACAGGAUGCGGUAGUUAAACUGUCUAUGACCAAAUCAACGACUCUACUGAGCCCUGCUCGGAGCCCCAGGGUCAUGGACAGCUCUGGACUGGGGCCCUCUCCUUUGCAUUCUCCACACCUUUUAACUCCAUGUAUGCAGGGUUCCCUCACUGUUGGGCCUCUGCCUACAGAGUCUGCCCUUCAUUGGGACGGACCGGCAGACGUGGACCAACGCCUUCAACAAAGCACUCUGCACCCCAAAGCCUCGUCCCACAGCGAGGUGAAGGCAGAGAGUGAUGGUUCUGUCACUAGCACAGAGAGAAAGAGGAGAAAGAAAUACAGGUCCAGAGACUAUACAGUGAACUUGGGUGGGCAGCCCACGGAAGAGACCACAAUGCCAUGUAGGUUAAAAGACCGUAGACUUACGUUUGACCCUGUAACAGGACAGAUCAAACCCUCAACCCUCAAAGAGUCUGACCCGGAACGGGAGGCUACAGUGGCUCCGGUCACACCAGAACUUCCUCGGACAGAACUGCUCAAGCAGAACCAUUGUGCACAGAAUAGCCCUGUUACUCCCAGUCCGUUUCAACAGACCAACUGGAAAGAGCUGUCAAGGAAUGAAAUCAUCCAGUCCUACCUUAACCGUCAAAGCAAUGUGCUCACAUUGUCUGGGGCUCAAACCUCGGGGGCACACUUUUUCAUGUCUGAGUACUUGAAACAAGAGGGACAUCAUAUCAAAGAGGGCAGAAAAAAACGCAUGCUGGUACCAAAUAUCCCUGAUACGGACUUACCAGGGGUGAGCCGAGCGGUCACAAACGAGGAUCUCAACAGAAUACACAAGGAGCACUGGCCUGGGGUGAAUGGUUGCUAUGACACCAAGGACAACUGGUAUGAAUGGACAGAUUGCAUUUCCUUAGACUCACAUGGGGAUGAUGGCAAGCUGAAUAUCCUGCCAUAUGUCUGCCUAGACUGAGUUUAAUGAGCUGUGGCUUCAAGAGGGAAAAAUGGCACCUUCCUUGGCUGAGUGCAAAAAGGCAAUUGUCAAUGGAAGAACCUGCUCACUCCUUUGCAGAGGUGGUGUAAGAGAGGCCUUGCUAAUUGUGCUGCUCCCAUAAAAAGCAAACGUUGAUCAGUGUUCGAUGGGAGAGAGCUCAGCUGUAGCAUCACUGAAGUUCUUUGAGUGGAAUGGGUCCAUACAUUGUCUGCCAAAUGCUAAGAGUUUAAGGUGCCCAGUAACUUCAAGUAUGGAACCUGUUUGGCAUGUACAUGCUGGCAAAGGGAAUGAAACGUGUGGUUAUAUCAUGUAUGCAUUUUAUUUAUCUCAUUUUCUUUCAUUUUGUUAGUUACAUAAAAUAAUAUUAUACACUUCACUUAUUCAAUCAGUUCUGCUUGUCAGAUAAGGUAAAACUGUGUUCUGCAUAUUUUCUCACAAAAAUUGUUUGCAGUAGCAACAUUCCAUACCACCAUACAACUAGAACGGUUCUUGCACCAACACUAACAUCUUAAUAUACAGGGAAACUAUCUGCAAAAUGACACAUUAUGGAAAUGUGUGAGUUAAUAGCAUUUUCUUUAGCUUUUCCUUUUUUCCUGUUUCUAGGUAGUAAAAUAUGAAUUCUAAUGGCAAAGCAGAUGAUGCUACAACAUUGCAACUAUGAGGACAAACAGAAAAAUAAAAUGUUUAUGCUGGAAAUAUACUUGUUCCCAUUCCUUUAUAUUGUUUGCCUUGUGGAAAACAAUGUUUCCUCAAACGGAGCCUUAGUGAAUGUACAUAAAUUUGCCUUUUUGUGUUCAGGAAUGCAGAGGAGAACAUAUUUGCUACUUAGUCCUUUUUAAAUGGACACGUUGAUACAGUAUGUGUUAAUAAAAAAUAAAAAAGCAUAUCGUGAGUGUCUUUCUCCCUUUCAUGUGGAAAGCCGUUUGGGUCUUUGCGUGUCAAAUAUUCACGUCAAAUAAGCUUGUUGACCAAUCAGGACCUGAAUAUAACUGCACGUCACAUACUUUAAAGCGUAACUAAUUUUUUAACGUAGUGAUUACACUCACACUCGUAUUUCAUUUGUCACAACUAUUUAUAGAUACGUAUGCUAUGUUGGCCGUAAUGUUGUCUCGCGCACCUACAGUGCUGGUCAUUAAAAAAAAAGCUAGCUAGCUCAUGGAUGCAAACAAUGUUCAUCCCCAAAAACAUAGCAAAACAACAACUGUUUCAGUAGCUAUAGCGAGGUGUCAUAUAAAAUAACCCUAAUUUAUAAGACCGUUAUUUGAUUAAUGGUCGUCGGACACAUCUAUGUGAAGUUAGCCACAAUAGUGGACUUUGCGGUUAGACUUCAAAAUAAAAGUAUAUCAUUGACUGUGAUGCAAAUUAAUACAAAUAGUAGAAUUAUGCCAUAAUUGAAUAGAUCAGGCUAAACGAGGUUGGAAUGUGUAAGGAUUUAGGAUUAAUGCAUUUUAAACCCGCUACCAUAUUACUUAAGAUUGAAUUGUUUGAACAACAGCUGCUUUGUCUUUAUCUGUGUGUGUGUGUGUGACAAGAACUGAGUAACAUGGUGUGACUUGCAUGUUGCAAAGUGGUGUACUGUUUGCUACAUUUGCCCUGCCUGUCUGUGUGUGUGACAAUAUUGAGCACAUGGUGUGACUUGCUGCAUGUUACAAAGUUGUGGUAAUCAGGUAUAGGGAGGGGUGGUCAUCACAAGGUUUAACUGAGAUGGAAAAAUACUGAACACAAUAGCAGGAACUGAGCAACUGUUACAACUAGGGUGUGAUACCAGAACAGUGAGAAUCUAUACAUCGACAAAGGGUGAACUCCAAGAAGCUAGGACUAGUCUGAGAGCCUGCGAUAGGCUGAGCAAGUCUAAACCACGCUCAGCCUCUACUGUGAUAGGCCAAUAGACGGGUUGGAACUAUGUCUAUCACAGUAUAAGAACAGCUGUUUACGUACAUCCUGUCAGUUCUCUGUUUGCCCUGCGAGGUGGGACAGAGAGCCCGUAUAUACGAAAAUUGCAUUUACCUCAAUUAAAGAUAAUUAACGACA
Molecule: messenger RNA, 4169 nt
Organism: Oncorhynchus nerka (sockeye salmon)
Lineage: Eukaryota; Metazoa; Chordata; Actinopteri; Salmoniformes; Salmonidae
Product: mediator of RNA polymerase II transcription subunit 26-like
Exons: 3
Coding region: 327-2117 (596 amino acids)
Biological process (GO): positive regulation of gene expression; regulation of transcription by RNA polymerase II
Cellular component (GO): core mediator complex; nucleus; mediator complex
Molecular function (GO): transcription coregulator activity
Source: RefSeq, a predicted model, not a curated record